AUUUUAAAUAACUUGGUGUGUGGAUGAUCUACUGGUUGGUUUGGUUGUUCUAUAUGUAUAUGAUAUGAUGAGAAUGUAUGAGUAAUUUUUGUUUUUGUUGAGUGGGCAGAUGAAAUCUAUCUAUCUAUGUUUAUGUUUAUUCAUUUCCUAUCAUUGUCUUCCUCGCGUAUCUUUUUUUCUAUGGGUGUUCCAUUUAUCAAGAUGUGCUCAACAAAGUCGCAGUCAAUCAUAUCCUCAUCGCCAGCUUCUGAUUCGGAUUCGACGGAAACCUCUUCACAGCGCUGUACAAUAUGUAAUGAAGAUAUUGGUUCCUCUCGUGGCGAUGGAGAAGUCGAAGUCGCAUUUAUACUUCCCUGUUCACAUGUCUUCGGUUCUACAUGUAUCUUGCGAUGGCUAGAAACAGAUUCGCCACAUCAAAAUUGUCCACAAUGUCGAAGAAAAAUGGUUUAUACGGAAUGUGGACAUUUGAUACGACCAUGUGAGGUGACCAGUGCUCCGAAGUGUGUGAAGGUGGCAGAUAUGCCAAAAAGGUGUUUAGCGUGUCGAGGUCUAGAGGGUGAACUUAAGACUGAGGUGGAGAUGUUAUUAAAGCGGGCCGAGGCGGAGCAAAGAGCUUUGAGGGCGAUGAAGCUGCAUUUUCCAGGCGUUUGGGGUGAGAUGUGUAGAGAGACCGUGCGGACUGUGGGGAAUAGAGUGGAGGAGUCGAAGGAAGUGUUGAAGCGAGAUAUUGAACGGCUUUGCCGGAAAUAUGAGGAGAGUGGAAAUAGGGAGCAAUGGUGAUUUACUCCUGGGAAUGGUGCGAUCGAUAUAUAUAUGGGAUAUAUCUCGAGGUUGGAAACACGAAUUAAUUGAUCGAUUCUGUGCGUGGUGCGAUAAAUGUUUACAUCCCGAAUGAGCCGAAAAGAGAAACAAUGGCAAUCGAUUCCCGCGAAUGGAGGCAUCCGGAUAUCCCGGAUCAGUCAUUCUCUUUCCAUAUCAUCAGCGAGGGUUUUUUGGUUGGAGGAUAAUCGUUAUUUGCAAUGCGAGAAUGUUGCGAGAAUGUCCAAUUCAACACGUCGAUUAAUAGAAUAGACAUUAAUUGUAGAGAAAUAGAAGCUCAUCAGACCCAUCUUCCGUAUUUGUAUCAUCGUGUUAUCACUCCACUCAAGCGUCUAUCCGUUCUAUCGUCUUCAUCACUACUGUCGUCCUUAAACCCUUCUUCUAAAUCUCGACUUAAUCUUCCACCAUCUUCAACUCUGCCUCUUCGGGCAUCAAGCGAUAAUGCUUCUCGUCGAUUAUCGUCCACAUCAAAAAGUUCCUCCCCAUCCUCAUCAUCAAAUUCAACACUAUCCUGUGCGCUUAUUCGAUUUCGAUUGAAGUCCGCUCUCCAUGAAUUGGGAAAUAUUGUUCUGACCACUGCAGCUUGUGCGCGUUGUCGUAAACCUGUAGUUCGUGUUGAGAUAGUAUCCAAUGGCAGGUAUUGACCAGCUCGCGCUCGAUAACGUUUCCAUACGGGAACAAUGACGAAUGAUAUCAGAAGGUAAAGAAUAAGAGAAAUGAUUGCCGGGACUAAUAAUGUCUGCGAAAACGAAUGUCAGCUUUGGUUAGUAGAGAAGGAGGUCCGAGGUAA
This is a messenger RNA of Sclerotinia trifoliorum, 1609 nucleotides long. Lineage: Eukaryota; Fungi; Ascomycota; Leotiomycetes; Helotiales; Sclerotiniaceae. The record is from the annotation of a GenBank genome assembly.